Molecule: messenger RNA, 6709 nt
Organism: Argiope bruennichi
Lineage: Eukaryota; Metazoa; Arthropoda; Arachnida; Araneae; Araneidae
Gene: Pi4KIIIalpha
Product: phosphatidylinositol 4-kinase alpha-like
Exons: 47
Coding region: 247-6528 (2093 amino acids)
Biological process (GO): phosphatidylinositol-mediated signaling; phosphatidylinositol phosphate biosynthetic process
Cellular component (GO): cytoplasm; plasma membrane
Molecular function (GO): 1-phosphatidylinositol 4-kinase activity
Source: RefSeq, a predicted model, not a curated record
UGAUCCAUAUAAACAAAAACAAAAAUCAUCUGUUGGUUUCAACAACUUGUUUUAGGAAAUGAAAAUACACGCAAAUAUUUGUUAAACAUAAUUUUAAUUAUGAAUUUCAUAAUCAUAGUAAGGAUUAUUCUUUAAACACACUUCGUGUUGUAAACCUUGACAUGAGAAGCAAUGUGAUCUUGUAGAUUUUUUCCUCCUUCCUUGUAUAUUGUAAAAGUAAAGAUAUUAAGUAUUCUAUCUUUAAAUAUGGCCGGAGUGAGCAGUAAAGAAUUCUAUUUUAAUGCUGUCCAACUUUUGGCUCGAUCUCUUGCUUCGCUGAGACCUGCACCAUGGGAAAAGGUAAAUCAUCUUCUGAAUAUGUGUCCACAAGAAUCAGCCCAAGGAAUUUUUAAAUUUGAUCAACGAGGACAAGAUGCUGUAUUUGCAUUGGGUAUAUUUUUUCUACAGUCAGGCUAUCAGCAUGUAGACCAUAUCUUUCCUUAUCUUUUGAAACUUUUGAGAGGAUUAGCUAAAGCUAUCUGGGUUGAAGAAAUACGUCUUCAUGACAGUGAUCGUAUUCCUGUCAGUGAGCGUUUUGCAUUUUGUCUUAAUACUUUGCUUUCUGAUAUUGCUUGCCUUUGUGAAAAUUUGCGAGAUGAAAUUAUUGCAGCACAAGUUGAACUUCUUGGAACCUUGGCCAAUAUUUGUAGGAACUAUAAAGAAAAGGAAUCAAAAUCCAUUGCUUCUAAAAUUACUCUGUGCAAAUCAAUUGUGCCUGUAUUCAUAGGAACAGCACGAGCUGUGGGCAGAGCCAGUAAAAACGGUCCACCUUUAUUUUGCCGAUUAUUUCCGACCCUCACUCCAACUAAUAACCAUUCUCCGGAAUCGCCAAAAAUACACAAAGUUGCCAGCUCUAACUCCCUGAAGCAGCGUACUUUCCAUAAUUUCAGACCCAUUCUGCACCGUUCCAUGUCAGCCGUGUCUCGCAAUGCAUCCAGUAAUGUGCUGACCAGUCAAGACUCUGGUGCUGACCUGUCUGCUAUGGGUGGUAGCGGACUUUCCAGCAAGAGAGCUUCACUUUAUAGUCAGUCAUCUAUGACUUAUGACCCCACAGUUUAUUAUUUUUAUAAGUUUGGGUCAAGUUUCGGCAAGCUCCCUGCUCUAGGUUUGCUGAAAGAUGAAGAGCACUCGUUGAUAUUUUCUGUCAAUCAUCUACAAGCUGUUUUAGCCAUUGCUAAAAAGCUGCUAACCAAAGAUUUGUUAGAAUAUUUAGAUGAACAGGCUUCUGAAAUUUACAACUCAGGGCAAUUGAAGAUAUUCCCUUACAAGACAUUUAGUGAGACAAUUAAUUUGGUUCUUGUGUGUUUGCUCCGAGAAUUACUCCAACCUCAACAAAAUCUACCUACACCUUUCACGAAAGAUGUUCAAGAAUUUGUAAAAGGACUAUUCCUUUCCGGUCAAACAGAACUUCAGACUCGACAGCAUGACGCAAGUGAGAGGGAGGACAAAGAAUCUAAUUUUACUGUGGUUAAUAAGUUCAAGGUUAAUGUCCAGGCAAAUGCAGCGUGUGUAGAUUUGCUUGUAUGGGCUGUGGCCGACGAUAUAGGGGCAGACAGUCUUUGUGUACGUCUACAAGAAAAAAUUCAUUCCUCUCAUUCAGCUAAAAUAGCUCUGGCUCACAUGCCAUUAUUGAUGGUGUGUUUAGAGGGUUUGGGCCAGUUAGCUGAAAAAUUUCCUAGCAUAGCUCAUAGUUGUAUAGAUGCACUCAGAGACUUUCUAGUCAACCCUUCACCCAUUCUUCUUAGACUUAAUCGGCAAUCAACCGACCACCAUGUCAGAAGUGCUAACUUGAGUAUAAUGGUUACUUCAGAGAGCCCGUCAACUACCUAUUCUGCAACCACAACUAGUUCGGGGACGGCAUUUGAAAUAUUGCGUGAUACUGCUAUCGAAAAUUUGUGCAGAGCUCUUAAGGCAGGACUGGCUAAUGAUACUCACUGUGUACAAGCAUUUCUAGCAUCCGUUUCCAAUAGACUUUAUCAAGCCGAAAAAAGUGACAUGGAAUCAACUCUUGUAUCUACCAAUACAAUUGUUGCUCUGGGGCAUGUUGCCGUGGCAUUAAAGAAUACACCUCGAACUAUGGAAUCCAUACUUCAGUUUUUUCAACAAAGAUUCUGUCAGCCACCUUCUAGGUUAGACUCUCUUAUUGUGGAUCAGCUUGGAUGCAUGAUCAUUGCUAAAGGCGAUCUUCAUGUGCAUGAAGAAGUGAUGAAGAUGUUUACCAUGAUUACUGUAGAAUCCAGCUCUGCAUAUAAUGUUGGAAGUGCUGAUGGAAGAAAGCAGGGCUAUAGGCAUGUGUCCUUAUCUGUUAUCAAUGCGCUGGCCAACAUUGCGGCUGAUUUAGAAGGGGAGGCUGAACUGAACGAACUUUUGGUACGACUUCUUGAAUUAUUUGUGCAACUUGGGUUGGAAGGUAAACGGGCCAGUGAAAGAGCUCCAGCUGCUUUCAAAGCUUCAAGUAGUGCUGGAAAUUUGGGUGUGCUGAUUCCAGUUAUAUCUGUGCUCCUUCGACGUCUUCCUCCUAUAGCUAGUCCCAAACCAAGAUUACUGAAAUUAUUUAGAGACUUCUGGUUAUAUUGUGUUGUAAUGGGUUUUACAUCAGAAACAGGUUUGUGGCCACAAGAAUGGUUUGAACAGUUAAAAGAAAUUGCAGCUAAAUCUCCCCUCUUAGUAUCUAGAGAGCAUCUAAGAUCUGAAUUGCAAUACAAUUCUGCAAUUCGCAGUGAUGCUGUGUCUGUGGGAGAAAUUCAAGAGUUGAGAAAUCAAAUUCUUACACUCCUUGAUCAUCAGCAAGAUGUAACUCCUCUGAUUAACAAACUAAAUUUUGCACAGUGUACUUAUCUGCUAUCUGUAUAUCAUCUUGAAACCUUGAGGGUCCGACAUAUGCAAGAGAAAACCCCUUUUCAUUGUAUGCUACAAUACUUAGAAGAUCCUACAAUUCAAAAAGAUAAAGCUGGAAUGUGGCAGUGUAUUUUAGCAGUUUCCGAUAAGGUGUUUCAGACUUAUUUAGAAGUGGUUUCUCUGAAGCCUCGUAAUGUGGACCGGGAUGAAGAAUUAGAAGAACAUGCUGUCUUUCUUCUUGUGAAAUUCAAUCACCCUCAGAAGCAAAUUAGGCGUGUGGCUGAUAAACAUCUCUCUAUGCUGGUUGACAGAUUUCCGCAUUUACUCUGGAAUGGAAGAGUGUUAUGGACCAUGUUGGAUAUUUUAAAUAUCCUGUCUUAUUCUCUGAAAUGGGAUGCUAAUGAAGAUAUUCCUGAAUUAGUUGUUCCUCGAACCUCAUAUAAAUUGACAUUAACUGAUACUUUGGAAACUCGAGAAAAUAUAGUUAAUGACUUUGCAGCCAGAAGUCUUGGAAUUUUACAAGAAGCUGUAAAAUGGGCCCCUGCUGUAACACGUUCUCAUUUAGUGGAAUAUUUGACUGUAUGGCAACAUGCUAAUGAUGGAUUAAAACAUCACAGUGGUUUAGCUAUGGCUGUAGAAAGUGUACUUCAAUUUUCAGGUCUAAACUUAAUGUUUGCUCCUCUUUCGAAUUCAACACUUGAGAAAUGGCCUACAUGUGUGAAAAACAAUUACUCUGAAUCAGUUGCUUCCAUGAAUAUCAGAUGUCAUUAUGCUGGAGAAAUUGAAGGACUUUUAUCUAGUUGUGAUAAGUCCCCAGAAUCCAUUGAAGCAAUAACACUUCAAAUAUUAGAUAACUUGUUUGAAACAUGGAAAACUAAAGAUUCUGAAUCACAUGGAAAAUGCAUCUAUCGUGUUUGUGCUCUUUUGAUUGCAACAAAAGAAGUGGAUCGUCGUCUUCUACAUGCUUUAUGCUGGUCUCCAGUAGAAUUGUUCACGGAAGAAGCAAUGAGGUGUGCGAUUGCCUGCUGGCAGUGGUUAUUGGCUGCUAGAGGUGAUAUGGAACUUCAGUUUCUUCAGGAAAUGUCUGCAGCAUGGCAGAUGACGAUCGAUCGACAAAUGGGCCUGUUCGCUGAAGAUCCUAUUCAAGUUGACCCACUGGCUGCCCAUGAGGGUUGCACACUAGCACCUAAUGGCCCAUUUAUUGCUCCUCACGCCUUAUGGGUGAAGUUUCUCUCUGAGAGGAUUGAAGUUGCAAAAUAUUGUAACAUGAAUGAAGUAGAAAUCUUUGCUAACAUUCUCCACCGUUCUUUGCCUGUUGCUGUGGGGCGACAGAACCACAAUCAUCGACACAUCGCUUCCAUGAGCAGUCGCUUUAGAUUACUUUCUUGUGGUUUGUCGUUAUUACAAGGAGAUAUACUUCCUCGAACGGUAUGCAAAAAUGUUCUACGUGAAAGAAUCUACACUGCUGCUUUAGAUCACUUUUGUGCACCACCAAUGUGUCCUACCCAAAAGGGUCCUGAGCUAAGAGAGGAUAUAUCAAUUCUAAUCAAGUUCUGGAAUAAUUUGCAUACGGAUAAGAAAUACUUGAAAGCAACCAUGAUGGGUGAUUUGAGUGAUGGAUCUGGUAGCCAAAACUUAUCUUUAAGUCUGAGUUCAGAGUGGCGCAGCAGUACUGAACUCUCCCAGACAAGGGCUCCUCCAACAGGUUGGAUGAACACUAUGCCCCUAAGCAGUAAUAUGUCAACCAUAUCUCGGCGUUCGUCUGGGGGUCGUUCAGGUCGAAGGGAUAAUCAUUCAGAAAGUUUUGUUAAAGGUUACGUCAAGAAAAGGAAUCUCAUUCUGGGCCUUUUGGCUGUUGAUAUUGAGUUCUUGAUUACAUGGCACAAUCCCAUGUCUCUGCAAGAAAACAGUUUUCCUGGUGAAGAUGUGAUAUCAACAUGGCGAUCACAACCUAUGACUGACAAAACAUGGAAAGAAACUGCUCGUUUGGCUUGGGAGAUUUCACCAGCUCUGGCUGUAUAUUUGCCAACAAGAUUUAAUAACUCUGAAGCUUUAGCAAGUGAGGUUUCAAGACUUGUACAGUGCAAUCCAGCUUCUGUAUCUCAUAUUCCAGAAGCAUUACAAUAUCUGACGACAUCCGAAGGCAUCAUGAACGAUUCUGCCGAGCUUACUCAUAUGCUGACAUGGGCUACUGUUCCUCCAAUUAAAGCAUUGGCGUAUUUCUCUCGACAAUACCCAAGACAUCCAGUAACUGCUCAAUAUGCAGUUCGGGUUCUAUCUUCUUACCCUCCUGAUGUUAUACUUUUCUACAUUCCACAACUUGUACAAGCUGUUCGGCAUGAUAGUAUGGGAUAUGUCACAGAAUUUAUCAAAACUGCUUGCAAGAAAUCGCAGUUAUUGGCUCAUCAGGUGAUAUGGAAUAUGAAAACCAACAUGUAUCUAGACGAAGAAGCUCAACAACAAGAUCCCGUGAUGUAUGAGCCAUUGGAAAAUAUCAUGAGCAGUAUUAUCAGCUCUUUAUCUGGGCCUGCCAAGCUUUUCUAUGAGAGAGAAUUUGACUUCUUCAAUAAAAUUACUGCUAUAUCUGGUGAAAUCAGACCUUAUCCUAAAGGACCACAAAGGAAACAAGCUUGCUUGGAUGCUUUAAGCAAAAUUAAAGUUCAGCCUGGUUGUUAUUUGCCAUCUAAUCCAGAAGCUGUUGUUCUGGAUAUUGACUAUAAGUCUGGAACACCUAUGCAAAGUGCUGCUAAAGCUCCUUAUUUAGCAAGAUUUAAAGUAAGACAUUGUGGCAUUCACGAAAUGGAAAAUAAGGUUAUGAGCAUAACUAAAGACAAAGAGGUCGAGAAAGAAGAAAAUAUGGGUAAAGAAUACUGGCAAGCGGCUAUAUUCAAAGUUGGAGAUGAUGUCAGACAGGAUAUGCUGGCCUUACAAGUGAUCGAGCUUUUUCAGAAUAUAUUCAAACAAGUUGGAUUGGAUCUGUUUUUGUUUCCAUACAGAGUAGUUGCUACUGCACCAGGGUGUGGUGUGAUUGAAUGUGUGCCUAAUGCAAAAUCCAGAGAUCAAUUGGGUAGACAGACUGAUAUUGGAUUGUAUGAAUAUUUCAUUAAGAAAUAUGGGGAUGAAUUAUCGAAACCAUUUCAGCAGGCCCGUAGGAAUUUCAUCAAAAGCAUGGCUGCUUACAGUGUUAUAGGAUUUUUGUUGCAGAUCAAAGAUAGACAUAAUGGUAACAUUAUGGUUGAUGUCGAUGGUCAUAUUAUUCAUAUUGAUUUUGGAUUUAUGUUUGAAAGCUCCCCUGGUGGUAAUUUGGGUUUCGAACCGGACAUCAAACUUACUGAUGAAAUGGUUAUGAUCAUGGGUGGAAAAAUGGAGGCUCAACCAUUCCGUUGGUUUAUGGAGCUGUGUGUGCAAGCUUUCUUGGCAGUGAGGCCGUAUAGAGAAGCAGUUGUUUCCUUGGUGACACUAAUGCUGGACACUGGUUUACCCUGCUUCCGUGGACAGACCAUCAAGCUGCUGAGAUCCCGUUUCGCUCCAAACGCCAGCGAAAAAGAAGCUGCUGCAUAUAUGCUGAAAAUAAUCAGAGACUCUUGUUUGAAUUUCCGUACAAGAACUUAUGAUAUGAUCCAGUAUUAUCAGAACCAGAUUCCUUAUUAGAGGUUCUACUUAAGUGUGCAUGAUGUCUCAUGAUUUAAGUUAUGAAUGGAUGUUUUACUUAGAUAAUAUAUGUGUUGUUUAUUGGAUGUCUAUAAUUGUUGAUUAUUCUAUAGUUUAAGAAGGAUGUAACUUAUACGUGGAAAAAAAUAUAUAUGCGAUUUUUCCUUAUGUAAAAUGAUGU